AUGGGAGAAUGUCCAGUUUAUCAUCAAGGGAUUGCAGACUUGGUUGGCAUGGAUCGCUACAUUAAUGAUACUGUUUGGGACCUUAUGUGUUUACAUAGAGCAUAUGGUGAUGUUUCUGGAACAAACGAAGCACAAUAUUCCGUUUUUAUAAGAGCCGUUCUUGUUGGAAUCAUCCACACCUAUAACCCUGCAGACAAUUAUCUACUCCUUGAACAAAAGGUAAUUAUGGGAAUUUAUGGAAUGGGGCCUGUUGACUUUGUAAUCAAAAAAGGAAACCAGUUUAUUGGUGUAACAGAAGCAAAAAAAGAAGCCAUUAGCAAAGGUUUCGCACAAAACCUGAUCCAGUUGCAUACUUCAUAUAUGGAAAAUCAAAAAAGAAAUGAUAAUGAAGAAACUGAUGGGUUACGAGUUCUAUUUGGAAUUGUUUCCACAGGUUCGCAAUGGUUUUUCAUCAUUUAA
Entrophospora sp. SA101 is the source of this 459-nucleotide messenger RNA. NCBI's taxonomy places the organism in Eukaryota, Fungi, Glomeromycota, Glomeromycetes, Entrophosporales, Entrophosporaceae. The record is from the annotation of a GenBank genome assembly.